AUGUCGCGCCCGCUGCCGCUGCCGCUUGCCAAGCAAGCUGCAGCUGCAACCGAAGAGUUGCCCAAACAAGAGGAGGGGGAUACAACCGAUCCAGAUGCCACAAGCGAGUCAGAGAAUCAGGUGCAGGAAAGCCUGUCCAGCAACGAGAACUCCGACAAGGAAGCACAGGAGACACAACUUCCACCCAUGGAUGAGGAUGUUUUAUCCUCAGCCGAACCGUCCUCGUCGCUUGUGUCUCUGCUCCCACGGCCAAAGAAGGAGCUCCUGGAUCCGGGAAAGGAGAGUCAAAUUGAGAUAGACUUUGCUACUGCCGGUAAGCCAAGGGAGAAACCUCAUGCAAUGGGGGAUGCGAAUGCGUGGGUCGUCCGUGCAGUUCACGUCCCGGAAAUCACGGAAGCAGAGGAAGCUCCUUCGGCAAGAUUGCUCAAGCAUCCGCUGCUUCGGACGCUACAAGCUAGCCCUGCAGGCCCAUCACAGGCAGACGUCGACCACCUGACGUCCUCUUCUGCCAAGGUGUUGCACAUAUCGGCGGACAGCAUGAAGGACCCAGAUUGGCACAUGAACAACCUACUCAGCGGCCAGCCUGGCCUUCUUCGAGCUAGCAGAGUACCCUCCGAGAUCAGCCAAUACGACCAGCAGAGAUGGCAGAGCACGACCAUGUCGAACCCUUCCAAGACACAGAAGAGGAAGCAUCACAUCAACUGGCUCGCCCACGAAGCAAUCGAGAAGGAACAAGAAGACUUGGAUCGAGCAGCUGGCGGCAGGUUGUUCAAGGCACAGACACGGUCGAGAUAUGGCUGGUGA
Symbiodinium sp. CCMP2456 is the source of this 804-nucleotide messenger RNA. Lineage: Eukaryota; Dinophyceae; Suessiales; Symbiodiniaceae. The record is from the annotation of a GenBank genome assembly.